Dipodomys spectabilis (banner-tailed kangaroo rat) is the source of this 1622-nucleotide messenger RNA. It is a transcript of the gene Nfic, whose product is annotated as nuclear factor I C. The record is from RefSeq and is a predicted model, not a curated record. Lineage: Eukaryota; Metazoa; Chordata; Mammalia; Rodentia; Heteromyidae. Gene Ontology annotation, molecular function: DNA-binding transcription factor activity, RNA polymerase II-specific; RNA polymerase II cis-regulatory region sequence-specific DNA binding. Gene Ontology annotation, biological process: regulation of transcription by RNA polymerase II. The transcript has 10 exons. The coding region runs from base 72 to 1391 and encodes 439 amino acids. Gene Ontology annotation, cellular component: nucleus.
ACUCAGUAAGUUCGGCGCGCCCGCUCCGGCCGGCCUGCGCCUCCCGCCGCCCGCCCGCGCCCGCGCCCGGGAUGUAUUCGUCCCCGCUCUGCCUGACCCAGGAUGAGUUCCACCCGUUCAUCGAGGCGCUGCUGCCGCACGUGCGCGCCUUCGCCUACACCUGGUUCAACCUGCAGGCGCGCAAGCGCAAGUACUUCAAGAAGCACGAGAAGCGCAUGUCGCGCGAGGAGGAGCGCGCCGUGAAGGACGAGCUGCUGGGCGAGAAGGCCGAGGUGAAGCAGAAGUGGGCCUCGCGGCUGCUGGCCAAGCUGCGCAAGGACAUCCGGCCCGAGUGCCGCGAGGACUUCGUGCUGGCCGUCACCGGCAAGAAGGCGCCGGGCUGCGUGCUCUCCAACCCGGACCAGAAGGGCAAGAUGCGGCGCAUCGACUGCCUGCGCCAGGCCGACAAGGUGUGGCGGCUGGACCUGGUCAUGGUCAUCCUCUUCAAGGGCGUGCCGCUCGAGAGCACCGACGGCGAGCGCCUGGUGAAGGCGGCGCAGUGCGGGCACCCGGUGCUCUGCGUGCAGCCGCACCACAUCGGCGUGGCCGUCAAGGAGCUCGACCUCUACCUGGCCUACUUCGUGCGGGAGCGAGAUGCGGAGCAGGGCAGCAGCCCGCGGACAGGGCUGAGCUCAGACCAGGAGGACAGCAAGCCCAUCACACUGGACACGACGGAAUUCCAGGAGAGCUUUGUCACCUCCGGCGUGUUCAGCGUCACGGAGCUCAUCCAAGUGUCCCGCACACCUGUGGUGACUGGCACAGGACCCAACUUCUCUCUGGGAGAGCUGCAGGGGCACCUGGCCUACGACCUGAAUCCAGCCAGCACGGGGAUGAGAAGGACGCUACCUAGCACGUCCUCCAGUGGAAGCAAGCGGCACAAAUCGGGCUCUAUGGAGGAGGACGUGGACACGAGCCCCGGCGGCGACUACUACACCUCGCCCAGCUCUCCCACGAGUAGUAGCCGCAACUGGACGGAGGACAUGGAAGGAGGCAUCUCAUCCCCCGUAAAGAAGACAGAAAUGGACAAGUCGCCCUUCCACAGCCCGUCCCCCCAGGACUCCCCGCGCCUGUCCAGCUUCACCCAGCACCACCGGCCCGUGAUCGCCGUGCACAGCGGGAUCGCCCGGAGCCCGCACCCGUCCUCGGCUCUGCACUUCCCCACCGCGUCCAUCCUGCCGCAGACGGCGUCCACCUACUUCCCCCACACGGCCAUCCGGUACCCACCCCACCUCAACCCCCAGGACCCGCUCAAAGAUCUCGUGUCGCUGGCCUGUGACCCGGCCAGCCAGCAGCCUGGACCGCCUACUCUGCGCCCGGCGCGUCCCCUGCAAACCGUUCCUCUCUGGGACUAGAGCCGAGGGAUCACAGUCCUGGUACCUGGGAUAGCAGCGUUCUGUGCCCCCCACCUCCUCUCCAUCGCCCGGGAAUUCCCGGGGGGGCAGCGCCGCCCGCCCCCCCCCAACCCACAUUUGCGGUGGGAAGUUAAGAGCGAGCAAGAACACCCCACCAACGCCCAGCCCGGCCAAAAAACCAACCCACAGACAGACCCAGCGGGAGGAGAAGGAAAAGCAACCCCCCCCCCC